Molecule: messenger RNA, 701 nt
Organism: Dreissena polymorpha
Lineage: Eukaryota; Metazoa; Mollusca; Bivalvia; Myida; Dreissenidae
Product: annexin A13-like
Exons: 6
Coding region: 1-657 (218 amino acids)
Cellular component (GO): cytoplasm
Molecular function (GO): calcium ion binding; calcium-dependent phospholipid binding
Source: RefSeq, a predicted model, not a curated record
AUGCUGGAUCUCUCUGCCGCUUUUGACACCAUCGACCACAUAGCCCUUUUAAACCGCCUCGAACAACAGUUUGGAUUUUCUGAAAAACCACUACAGUGGGUAGCUUCCUACCUAUCUGACCGCUUCCAAACGGUGAGCAUUGACGGCAAGGUAUCAGAACCAGUGCUGCUGACCUUCAGUGUGAAGUUGAUACAGGGCACGGUGGUGCCCAACAGUCCCUUUACAGCGGAGAUUUCGGCCCAGAAGCUUCACAAGGCUAUGAAGGGCUUAGACACAGAUGAGAAGACAAUCAUUGACGUCAUGGCGUCCCAUACCAAUCAGCAGCGUCAGGAAAUCGCGCUCGCAUACGAAAAGCUGUAUGACAAGAACCUUCCAGCGGAGUUGAAGUCCGAGAUAAGCGGCAAUUUUGAGAACCUGGUUCUGGCCCUUCUGGAGACCCCUGCAAAUUACGACGCCAAGGAGAUCAAAUUUGCUAUAAAAGGCGCCGGCACGGAUGAGGGGACAUUGAUAGAAAUUCUGAGUUCAAGGUCAAACCAAAGGCCACCAAACAGGCUUACAAAACACAUCGACAUGGUACAGAUUAAGUCGGAGUUCCAGCGACUGUAUGGAAAAUCUCUGGCAAGCUUCAUCAAGGGCGACACGAGCGGAGACUUUUAGACGUUGCUGCUGGCUCUGAUUAAGGAGAAAUAGAAAAGUAUCGG